CCCCCACGCCCCUCCGCAAAUCUCGCCAUCUCAUCCCCACCACGACAGCAGCAGCAACACCAAUGGCCGACCCACCCAACGCACCCAACCCGCGCAAGCGUCCAUCGCCACCAGGCAGCACACCGACCAGCACGCAGCCGGACCGCAAGCGAGCCCGCAUCAUCUCGUCGCGCACCAUCAUCACGCAGACCAACCUGCCCGAACUAAAGACCGGCCAGCUCAAUGUCGCCGCCUUCGUCAAGUCGCGGAAGUUCGAGAUCGCGGCGCUGCAGCGGUCCAUGGCCACGGCAAAGACUGCGCUGAAGCAGCGCGCGUUCCAGAGCGUGCCCCGCGAUAUGCGCCGCAGAACCGCAAGCCACAAUUCGAAGCGCGUGCCGAAGAAAUUGAGGGACCGCGCCGAGAAGGAGAUGAAGGAGGAUAAUACUCCUACGCAUACGUUCCGGAAGAGGAAAAAGAGCGGACAUGAUCGGUUGAGGGCGGAGACGGCGGAGAAGCUCAAGACGAUGGCGAAGAAGAGAGAGGUUGUGGAGGGGUUGAUUCACGCGGUGGAGGGGAAGGGAGGGGAGUUGGUGAAGCCCCCGAGGGCGCACUCUAAGUGGAGGAAACGGCAGAAGGGGAAAGUGUGGUUGCCAACGCAUGUGUGGCAUGCGAAGAGGGCGCAUAUGGAGAUCAGAUGGAGGUUUUCGGUGCCCGAGAGCCCGAACGAUAAAUGCUUCAGGAGUACGCAGCGCGCAGUGGAGAAGAGGGGGGGUGUUGCGUGGGAUACGAGUUACUGGAGUCACAUACUCGUGAGGGGUGAGGGGGUGCUGGUGCGGAUGGUGCUGGAGGCGGUGUUUCCUGGUGCUGGGGGGGAUGCGAAGGUGCGCAUGGGGAAGAGGAGUAAGGAGUGCUGGGCCUAUGAGCGAGGUGGAUACCCCGAUAAGCCUAUCGGGCCUGUAACGGUAAUCUGGAGCCCUGCUGAGGAGGAGGGAAAGGGCAGGAGGGUACUGGUCAGGGUCCACCCCUCGGCGUUCUACAAAGUUUGGGAGGAGCUUCUUUGCGCGAUGCGGGCGCAAAACCCUACCGAGGGACUCCAGAAGGUGUUCAUCGACGAUAUGAGGUUCGAAUUGGGAAGCAUCCAGAUCUCUGGGCCCAAUGCUACUGAUGCCCUUCUCUCGAUGCUUACGCCUACCAAUCCAGAUGGUGAAAUCGAAAAGAACUGGAUUAAGCUCAGAGGUCUGACCAACCCCGCUGCUCUUCCACCACAGGUGGCCUUUGGCUUCGAGAUUGCGGAUCCGCGUCUUCGUUUUCCACCCCGCCUGGAGAAAUCGAAACUCUCGCCUGAACAGCAACAGGCAGAGUUGUUCACUAUGCAGUCAACUUGGCCGAUUACUCCGAGACCAUUUAACCUCCUCGAUACGGAGAAGCGGGUGGUUGCUGUGAAGCUACAAGCCUCGGAAAAGCGCAUCCAGAAGCGCAAGACAGAUGCAACACCAGGAACCUUCCCUGCCGCGAUAGCGAACGAUCCAAAGAUCCCGAUCAUCCUCGUGUCUUCACAGCUAGCCGGAAACAACAGCGGAGCACCAAACAAGAUUCCAGGAGCCUGGACUGUGAUCCUCCCCUGGAAAUGGAUGCAGCCCGUCUGGUACGCCCUCAUGCACACCACCGAGCAGAUCCGCUUCGGCGGUAUCAAAGAGCUGCAGCACAUGGCGUUCGACCACGGGCUCCCAUGGUUCCCUGCCGACUUCCCGGGUACAGAUGCCGGCAAGACGUGGGAAGACGAGCUGGCAGCGAAACGGAAGGAGACGUGGGAUAAGAAGCCGCCGCAGAAACGGCUCAAUUACGAUGCUGUCAAGAUAUCCGGGAAGAAAGGAGAAAUUGGUGACUGGAGCCGCUGCGACUGGGCUUACCUUGUUCCCGCGGCAGCCGGUAGCAGCACUCAUAAGAUGGACGUCGACAUCCCCACCACAUCUUCACUCCUCGCGCCAAUUGAUACAAUGGCAACCGUAAGCACCGCACCACAAUCGGAACCCACAGCCCCGCCCCAAAAAUCCUGGUGGCAGAUCCCCUCCGCGCUUGCCACAAUAGCCCUCAAAACCUAUCCCAGCCUCCCCGCGUCCCUCGAUUCUGUCACGGAAGUCCUUGACAAAGGCAUUUUCACUGUAAAAAUCACAUUCCUCCAUCGCGGCGCACCUACUGCGUGUUCCAGAAUCUAUCGUCUCCCACACGCCGACACCACAUGGAAAUCACUUGCCGCCAACAUCAAGGCGAAGAAGGGGGAUAACGUCGUCGAGGCUGGGAAGGAGGGGUACCCGCAGUGUCCUAGCGAAGAGGACCUGGUAGGCUUCGUUACCACUGGGAAUUAUAGUCUGACGACGGGACAAUCGGUGGCUCUUGGUGGGAUUGUGUGGGGCGCGUGGUUUGAGGAUGAGCGUAGUAAGGAAAGACUUUGUGUUGUGAGAGGCGUGGGAGAGACUGUGGGGAGGCUGGCGAGGUGGGAGGUUGUGUAGUUGGGUUGGAGUUUGUUGUGUAUCUAUCAUAUAUAGAGCAAAUGAAAUAUCACGGGUAAUGGACGGAAGGG
Messenger RNA from Tricharina praecox, 2560 nucleotides. Its product is annotated as ribonucleases P/MRP protein subunit POP1-domain-containing protein. The transcript has a single exon. The record is from RefSeq and is a predicted model, not a curated record. Gene Ontology annotation, cellular component: nucleolar ribonuclease P complex; ribonuclease MRP complex. Gene Ontology annotation, biological process: tRNA 5'-leader removal. NCBI's taxonomy places the organism in Eukaryota, Fungi, Ascomycota, Pezizomycetes, Pezizales, Pyronemataceae. The coding region runs from base 63 to 2489 and encodes 808 amino acids.